This is a messenger RNA of Schizosaccharomyces cryophilus OY26, 2580 nucleotides long. Its product is annotated as acyl-coA-sterol acyltransferase. Bases 701 to 2116 code for a protein of 471 amino acids. The transcript has a single exon. Lineage: Eukaryota; Fungi; Ascomycota; Schizosaccharomycetes; Schizosaccharomycetales; Schizosaccharomycetaceae. Gene Ontology annotation, biological process: ergosterol metabolic process. The record is from RefSeq and is a predicted model, not a curated record. Gene Ontology annotation, molecular function: ergosterol O-acyltransferase activity. Gene Ontology annotation, cellular component: endoplasmic reticulum membrane.
CGAGAAUACUUACCAUUUUAAAUCAUUGUGUAUUACUCUCCUACCAAAUUUCCUGCUUUUAAUGUUUUAAAAGUUUUCUGCAUAUUUCAUUCGCAACGAUGUAAAGUAACUAUUAGGUGAACAAAGUAUUUUCGUCAGUUUAGGAGAAAAGUAUUUGACAAUUGUAAGUAUUCGAUUUUUCUUUCUUUACGAGCGCUGUGUUAAAGACAUUUCUGCCUUUUUGUAGGGCUUCGUUGAAAAUGUCAUAGCGAUGUUAUAAUUAUUACGAAGACACUUGUCGACAACACAUCUCUCAAUAACAACCUCCUAAUAAUUUUUUGCUUAUUUCGAUUUUUCUUUUUAUGCUAAAAGGGUCUCUAAAAUAGUUUUUUCUUCGCGAUAGACUACAUUACUCUUUCGAGAUAUCCAAAUUGACUUGUCUAACCGUGUUUUCAUUACUCAGUUUUUCUCUAGAAAAUUCGCUUAUUCUAAAGAAGCUAGUGAAAGCAACUGUAUCUUCGACUGUCUAGGUGUCGCUUUGGACGGAAAAAUUUUCGGAAGUCAAAGUGUUCUACAAAUAACGUCAGCAUUAGUAUAUUAAUAUUGGGCUCACGUAUUAUAUUUGCAUCAAUAUCCAUUUCUAACUUUAGAAUUAUUUGAUUUUUUUUUGGUUUUAUCUGCUUUCAACUUAUACUUUUCACUAUUUCGCUGAUUCUUCAUCAUGAUUGCUUCAACUCCAGCAGGAAGCGAGUCUUCCUCGAAUCACUUAGAUAAGGACUUUGGGAUAUCUGAGACUAAAAAUAUAGACCAUCGACACUGCAAGGUAGCUUACCGCCCUUUAGACUACAGUCCUACUCCUUCCAUUUUUGCCCGCACGCAUCAGCGUAGUAAUGUAGACUUUACAGGAUUCUUUGUUCUUUUCUGGGUAUCUGUUGGCACAAUGAUUUUAAUACAUUCUUUGGACAAUAUGGAAAAAACAGGUAAGCUCUUUGGAAACAAUAUCAUCCAAUUCUUUAAGAUGAAUUUAUUGGAUCUGGCAAAGGCAGACUUAUUUAUGUCUUCUUUGUUUUUUGUUUCAUUUCCAUUCCAGAAACUGUUUUCUUCAGGUACUCUACGCUGGUAUGGUUCGGGUAUUUUUCUUUACAGUGCUUUGGUUUUGGCAUUUCUCAUGCAUAGUGUAUUGCGAUGCUGCUUAAGUGACUGGCCCUGGACUCAUCGUGCUGUCUUUAUCCUACAUUCUAUGGACAUUUUAAUGAAAAUUCAUUCAUACAACACGGUAAACGGUUGGUUUUCGUAUUGCUAUUAUCAAGCCCGCAGACUUCGAGCUAAGUCAGAUUCUCUUUCGGAACCAGAAAAGCAAAACUUGAAGCUGUGUGAAGAGUCGAUAGUUGAGCAUGGAAAACGCUAUCCGAAUAACUUGACAUUUAGCAAUGCACUAACGUUUUUAUUUAUGCCUAUCUUAUGUUAUCAGCUCUAUUAUCCUAGAACGCCCCAUAUUCGAGUUACAUAUUUACUUGAAUGUGCACUCGGGACUUUCGGUUGCAUUUUCUUAUUAGUAGUCAUAUCGGAAAACUACAUGAUUCCAGUCUUACUUCAGGCUAUAAAAUGGAUUUUAGAAGCUCCAGAAGACGCAUCUACCUACUACUUUGUGCUUCAAUUAGGCAAGACUGUCACCUAUCUAAUGUUUCCUUUCAUGCUGAGCUUCCUUAUAGUAUUUUGGGUUAUUUUUGAAGGCAUCUGUAACUUCAGUGCUGAAAUCACUCGUUUCGCUGACAGGAAUUUUUACGACGAUUGGUGGAACUGUUGGACUUGGGAUCAAUUUGCUAGAACAUGGAAUAAGCCAGUCCACUAUUUUUUGCUUCGACACGUUUACUGUCCUUUUAAUAAUAAAUUUUCCAAAUUUACGUCAACUACGCUAACUUUUUUGGUCUCCUCUAUUUUGCAUGAGCUAGUAAUGGGAUGCAUCACAAAGAAAAUUCGAGGUUAUGGCUUAUUUUUUCAAAUGACUCAAAUUCCUUACAUGUUGAUCCAACGACAGAAGUAUAUUCGCAAGCAUCGAUUGCUCGGAAACGUUUCAUUUUGGGUUUCUAUAAUAAUUGGGCUUUCGCUGAUUGGUGUUCUCUACAUUUUAUACUAAAGAUACGCAACUUUGAAUGCUGGAUUUCACAGGAUUGCAAACACGAUGAGCGUGCAUCACAUUUUCUUGUACCUUCUUCACUUGGAAUACGAUGCUCUUAAGUAAGAGUUGUUUGUCAUUCUAUAAAUGAAAAACUAAAAUUUACGAUGAAUAAUGAUUAUAUUUCAACAGACGACUUGUACUGAUAUUAUGUCAAUGUUCCUUUGCAUUACUUCAACUGUUCUCCGAUGCUAAAUAACAUGGCAUGUUUAUAAAAGACUUCUGUAUUCAUAAGUUGUUAGCACAUCUAGCCGGAAAAUAUAGAUUAAGAAUCCUUAGCUUCUUUUCUCAUUCAUGAAUAAACCUGAAGGCUAUUGGAAUUACUAACAUAGACUGUAUCAACCUCUUUUUGUUAAUGACGAUACCAAACGUACUCUACCAAUUGCUCUGGACUCCCAACCAGCCUAUAUUAUAAAAUGAACUAU